Molecule: messenger RNA, 4171 nt
Organism: Melanotaenia boesemani (Boeseman's rainbowfish)
Lineage: Eukaryota; Metazoa; Chordata; Actinopteri; Atheriniformes; Melanotaeniidae
Product: amyloid-beta A4 precursor protein-binding family A member 1-like
Exons: 13
Coding region: 365-3718 (1117 amino acids)
Biological process (GO): chemical synaptic transmission
Cellular component (GO): cytoplasm; dendritic spine; plasma membrane
Molecular function (GO): protein binding; amyloid-beta binding
Source: RefSeq, a predicted model, not a curated record
GGCACUUUGCAGGCGGCUGCUGAUGGAGUAGGAGGGAUAAGGCUGCUGUAUUCAUGGCCGUAAAGAACUGUUUGUCUGCAGCAACAGCAUCAGCAGUGUUUAUAAAGGCGCUUUGUGCAUAGCUAAUCCGCUCUGAUGUCACGGUGCAGAAGGAGGGGCUGAGCUUUCCGCUUUAAUCCGAGCAGGUUGUCUGGAGGGACAAACCGAGCCGAGCCGGGGGAGAACGCAUAGGGACACGGGGGCUAUGUGUGCUACAGCAGCCGGAGCUGGGCCUCUCCUCCGCUGACAUGCAGGUUGUGUUAUGAGUGGUGUUUCUUUGAAGAUGAGUGUGUUCUGAAGCCUGGAGUCAAACCACACUUCACUAAUGAGCCACAAAUAUCAGGGAGACACGGCGGGGGAGGCAGGCGAGGAGGAGCCCCCGGCGGCCUCGGCCCCUCCCAGGAGCAGGCAGUCUAACGGGACCACUGGCGAACACCAUGCACGUCGGUCCUGGAGGCCAUGUCAGAUGCUCAACCAGGAUGGAGAAAUGAACCCUCACCAUCACCAUUCUCAUCAUCAUCCUCAUCGUCAUCACCACCACCCUGCAGGUCGUGGACCCCCUCGUCACCGCCGGCGACCUCCAUCUGGACAAGGCCAGAGCCAGGGCCAAGCUCAGAGUCCUGGUGUGACCUCGCCUGGAGGUCCUUCUGAGAGUCAGGACGCCGAGCCACGUCCUGUACAGCAGUUCCGUCCUGCUGUUACCCGCUACCGUCGUCAUGGCGACCCUAACCCCAGACUCAGAAACCACAGACAGAAGCAGCACUUCAGUGAGAUCCAGGAUUCUACAGCUGGGGUGGAGGAAAGAGGUGUUUCAGCAGAGGUACCGGAGCAGCCGUGCUCAUCAGUCGACCCUGCAACGCAUCAACUGCAGGACAGCGCUUCUCACCAGACUCCUGUCGCCGUGGUUACCCCGACCAAUCUCUUAACUGGUCCUGCUGCUCAAAAUGAGCAUCUUCAACCUGAAAAUGCUCCUCCUAAAGCAGAAGAGGAUCUCCAUGAGCAUGAGGCUGAGCAAGAAGAGGAAUCAAAGAACGUGAAAGAUGGUGACAGAGAACAAAAAGACUUAAUCGCAGCCUCCUCCAGUGGCAGCCAUGACAAUGCAGAACAAGCUGAAAGGGUGGAGGAGGACCAAGAAGACGUGAUGGACAAUGCAGAGGAGGAUCCUGCAGCUCAGGGAAGUGAAAUCACAGAUCUCUGCUCGGAUACGGAGAGCGCCGCCUCGCUCAGUAUGGAUGGACCCCUCCACAGCCCGCCACCGCUCCAGUCCCCAACUCCUCCCUCCUCUCCUGAAGUUCCACCAUUCCCCCAGGUGGACCACUUCAGUGAGGACAUCAGUAUGAGCUCUCUGCCAGACAAUGACCCUCUGCCUGAAGAAGAGGAAGAGGAUUGCUCCGAGUCGUGUUCGCUGUCUCACUCAACCUCCUGUUCUGAGUCUUACCCAAAAACCUAUGCAGACUUUUACACAGAAUCCCACCAAAAAUCUUACGCAGAGCCCGUCUAUGAAUCGUACUCCGAGCCCAAAUCCCAUCCUAAUUCCUUUCCCGAGCCCCUAAAGGCCUCUUACCCUGAGUUACACAGGGAGCCUCGUCGGCAAUCCAGCCGUAGGACGGAGCCUAACAAGGCCCAGCAGGAGACUCGCCCAGAGCCCUUUAGCCACAGACUGGAUAACGUACAGAAAGGGGCCCCGUCCUCGCCUAUAAGGCAGGGUCGAGAUCGCUGUUCCCGCCAAUCCCCUCCGGAUCGCUCCGUUGGCUGCCGCCUGCACCAUUACGACGGGCAGUCUGAUGGUGAGGGAGACAGCGCAGAUAAAAGCCCUCUUGCUAAAAGUGGCAAACAGGCACCCAGACAACCACAAACCCAAACCAAGACCUCGUCAUCCGGGCAGAUGAGCUCGGGUGAGACCUACAAUGACCGGAGCGCGGUGGGAAAUCCAUCAGGGGAACCUCCAAAGGGCUCCGGAGACGCCAUCAGCUUGGCAAUUAAAGACAUCAAGGAGGCGAUUGAGGGAGUGAAGACUAAGACAGUGCGCUCCCCCUACACGCCGGACCAGCCCAUGGAGCCGAUCUGGGUGAUGAGACAGGAGAUCAGCCCCACGGAGGAUGCAUACCCUCUGCAAGCUACAACCGGUCAUUCUUCUCCUCACUCUCCCUCUCAGUCCGCUUCGGAGUCUCCAUCCCGUUAUGCCUCAGUUCCUCUUCGGGAUCACACCAGUCCUCUGAGAGCCGAGUCUUCCCGGAGCCUAAACCCGCAGCACUACCACCAUCACCACCACCAAGGCCACCAGUCCCAGCAGAGGGACGGCACUAGAACGUACGCACAGCCACAACAGUACGCACCGCCAACGCUGACUCAGCACCAGCCGUGUCAGCAUCAGCAGCAACAGCCUCAGCAGUCGCAAACUCAAGCCCAGCCCCAGUCACCCCAGCAGAAACCGUCUGUCCAGGAGAUUCGCAGAGCUCUUCCUCCCUUUCCCACAUUUGUUGACGUCCCAGGACCGUGUGACCCUGAAGACCUAAUUGAUGGCAUCAUCUUCGCGGCGACCUACCUUGGCUGCACUCACCUGCUGUCAGAGAGGACGCCCACAAAAAGCGCCCGCAUGCAGCAGGCCCAGGAGGCCAUGAGCAGAGUCCGGGCGGCUCAGAAGCAGGCGAAGAACAGGAAAAAGAGCCCCGACGGUGAAGCUCCGUCCACCGCCGAGGUCGACCUGUUCAUGUCCACGCAGAGGAUCAAAGUCCUCAAUGCCGACACUCAGGAGUCUCUGAUGGACCUGCCCCUGAGGACCAUAUCCUACAUCGCUGACAUUGGUAACAUGGUGGUUCUCAUGGCGAGGGGCAAAAUGGUCCGGUCCCGCAGCGCACAGGAAAACCUGGACCAGACGGACGAGCAGACCACCAUGUCCAACGAUGACCGAAGGCUGUACAGGAUGAUCUGCCACGUCUUCGAGUCCGAGGACGCCCAGCUCAUCGCUCAGUCCAUCGGUCAGUCCUUCAGCGUCGCCUACCAGGAGUUCCUCAGGGCCAACGGCAUCGACCCAGAAGAUCUGAGCCAGAGGGAGUACAGCGACCUGCUCAACACUCAGGACAUGUACAACGACGACCUCAUCCACUUCUCCAAGUCAGAGAACUGUAGAGACGUUUACAUCGAGAAGCAGAAAGGCGAGAUCCUGGGCGUGGUGAUAGUGGAGUCGGGCUGGGGCUCCAUCCUCCCCACCGUCAUCAUCGCCAGCAUGAUGCACGCCGGCCCGGCCGAGAAGUCCGGCCGACUCAACAUCGGAGAUCAAAUCAUGACCGUAAACGGGACGAGUCUGGUGGGUUUACCUCUCAGCACCUGCCAGAGCAUCAUUAAGGGUCUGAAGUCUCAAUCCAGAAUCAAGAUGAACAUUGUCAGAUGUCCUCCCGUUACCAUGGUGCUUAUCCGCAGGCCAGACCUCCGUUACCAGCUGGGCUUCAGCGUCCAGAACGGCAUAAUCUGCAGCCUGAUGAGAGGAGGCAUCGCCGAGAGAGGAGGCGUCCGCGUCGGCCACCGCAUCAUUGAGAUCAACAGUCAGAGUGUCGUGGCAACGCCUCAUGAGAAGAUCGUUCAGAUCCUGUCUAACGCCAUGGGGGAGAUCCACAUGAAGACGAUGCCUGCAGCCAUGUACCGUCUGCUGACCGCGCAGGAACAGCCCGUCUACAUCUAAACACACACUGUUGUCGCUCCUCCCAUCUCGUCACUCAGUUGGUCUCUCCUACUCCCCCCCCCCCAGUUGUUUUAAAUCCCCUCUUCCUCCUCCUCUCUGUGCCCUCUUUGAUAUCACUUGACUUGCCUUAAAUCUGUACAGGUGACUGUCGUGUGAACAUGUACAUCUCCAGUCUGACAGCUGAAGGCAGAUCAUCUCACUAGGCCGAGUGUUAAUGUGACAUUUUAUGUUUGACCAAAGAGACUUUUGUGGGUUUUUUCUUGUGCAUAUUUAGGUUGCAAACAGAGUCAAUAUUAGCUUUGGUUAAAUAGCUGUAAUAUCUGAAUGUACUCUAAUCAUGAUGGACCUAUAAAAUGUCAGGGUGGCUCGAGUGAUAAAGACCUUUGAAUGGGAGCAGGGAAGGUAAAGAGGAAUGCAUGUAUUAUUCUGCUGAAUAAAAGAAGAAAAGGCAGC